Molecule: messenger RNA, 531 nt
Organism: Contarinia nasturtii (swede midge)
Lineage: Eukaryota; Metazoa; Arthropoda; Insecta; Diptera; Cecidomyiidae
Exons: 4
Coding region: 70-396 (108 amino acids)
Source: RefSeq, a predicted model, not a curated record
AAAAACCUUGAAUAAAACUAGAACUUCAGUUUAAUUUGUACAGUCGUUCCGAAAAGCAAAUAAAGCAAAAUGAUAUUUUUGCGAGUGGCUCUAAUCGUUCUAUUGGCCGUGGUUAUAUUGGCGAAUCCCGAAAAAGAUAAGAAAAAAAGUACUAAAGUAACCAAAGCAGCCAAACCAGAUCGGAAGGUUAAUGCUGAAGUCCCUCCUACAACUAUAGACGAUGAUGGUUUAGGUAAAUAUGGGGGAUGGUCCGAUUUUUAUUCUGAUGCUGUAGAGACGUCCCAACAACAAACUAUGCUUUUGGACGCAGUUGAAGUGGACGAAUCUCAUGAUACAAAAAAGCGCAAAAAGAGUGAUGUUGCAACUAAAACUCAACGUAAACAAUGGCGCGUUUAGUAAGAUAUACCAGUCCACAACAUACAUGUAGAAGAAUGUUUUGUCAUAUUUAAGUGAUUGCCACAUUAAAACUUAGAUUUUCAAAGGAAUACAAUAAAUUCAACAUUGUUCUUCUGCAAUGUUCAACCUUUUGCA